Perca fluviatilis (European perch) is the source of this 5603-nucleotide messenger RNA. RefSeq names its product BCL2 apoptosis regulator b (gene bcl2b). Gene Ontology annotation, biological process: negative regulation of intrinsic apoptotic signaling pathway; extrinsic apoptotic signaling pathway in absence of ligand; intrinsic apoptotic signaling pathway in response to DNA damage. NCBI's taxonomy places the organism in Eukaryota, Metazoa, Chordata, Actinopteri, Perciformes, Percidae. Gene Ontology annotation, molecular function: protein homodimerization activity; protein heterodimerization activity. The record is from RefSeq and is a predicted model, not a curated record. Gene Ontology annotation, cellular component: mitochondrial outer membrane. Bases 526 to 1212 code for a protein of 228 amino acids. The transcript is spliced from 2 exons.
GCCUACUGAAGAGGAUAUUAGGAGCAAUCGUGGAAGAGGGCUCAGUCCGACCUUGUCUGGCUCACAGUCCCGCGCGUGGUUGUGCGUAAACGCUGCUAAAAUAGUUGGCGGCGUUUAAAGCCCCUUCAGGCGCGUACAACUUUGGCCCUCAUUCAUGUUUUUUUUCGCAACACAUUCACGUCUGGGUGUUGUGCACAGGACAACCUCUUCCGCAUAUUGGAUUUCAAUGCAAAGAGAAGGUCGCCAACGUCCAUCUAAGGAUUCGGGAAAUGAAGACAGCUACUGACACGGACUCAGUAUUAUUUUUACUUUUGAAACGUUUGAAACGCAGUUUUGAUUAAGGGAUUUUCUUCAACUCGCGAAGCAUUUGCUCCCUGUGUGGGAUUACUCGUUGCAUUGCUCUUAUUUGAAUGUAAUUGAGUUUUGGAUACGCCUGUGCUGUGCAUUGUACAGUGCACAAAUUCGAUCACGAUGUAUUUAAUUUAGGACAACCUCUUUCUAUACAAAGUGCCAAAUUAAGCCGGAAUGGCGAACGAGUGUAAUCGCAACAUUGUGGAAAAGUAUAUCUGCCAUAAACUCUCCAAACGGGGCUACGUGUUUGGGUUUGAUGAUGUCCGGGAUGAAGAUGCUGCUAAUAAUGGGUCAAUAGUUGUCCCUCCACCGACUUUGGUUCGCCGGUGCCGUGAAGCCAGCACUGGGCCUGACAGCGAGAGCAUCCCUCACCUCUGCAAACGGCUCCCCCAGUCUGACCCGACCGCCGCCAUCCACAGAGUUCUCCGCGAGGCUGGAGACGAACUUGAGAGACUAUACCAGCCGGACUUCACGGAGAUGUCGCGGCAGCUGUAUCUCACCUCCACCACGGCGCAACGGAGAUUCGCCGAGGUGAUCGACGAACUGUUCCGGGACGGGGUGAACUGGGGCCGGAUAAUCGCUUUCUUCGAGUUCGGGGGCACGGUGUGCGUGGAGUGCGCCGCCAAAGAGGAGAUGACAUCGCAGGUGGACAACAUCGCCGAGUGGAUGACGGAGUAUCUAAAUGGACCUCUAAACAGCUGGAUACAAGAUAACGGAGGAUGGGCUGCCUUUGUGGAGCUGUAUGACAGACAGAGGGACUCCCUCUUCAGCUGCUCCUGGCCCUCCAUUAAGACGGUCUUUGGUCUAGCUGCACUCGGGGCAGCUAGCCUCACCUUCGGAGCAUACCUGACACAGAAGUGAAAGAGCCCUCGUUCUACCAGCUUGACUUUAUUCCUUCUCCUCCUUCUUCUCCUUGUGCCUCUUCUUAUUCCUUUUUAUAGACGCCCCUGACCCCUCAGAGACAACCUUCAGACUCUUUUGAAUCUGGCUCUCUUCAAAGCCCUCUCUCAGAAAUCUCCCUCUUCCUCGCCCCUACAUGUCAAAACAGACACAAAUCAAAACAACUGAAGCAACCAGAUGCACAGCCUAUACAGAGCAAAGGAUGUCUUGAAAAGAGGCAACUUAGAUGUAAUCACACUAAUCUGCUGAGUAGCCUACAACUGAGAAAUGAGGUGGCAUCAGUGGCAUGCAUUUUUUAUUUUUUUUUGUUCUGCCUGCUUCUGUACUAGUUAUAGCAUGAAUGUUGAGUGUUUGUGUAGAUGUUGUUGCAUGUGUCAGAGCUCAUGCAGGAUCUCUCUUUGGAGGCCUUGGUGAUGGGGGUGCAGGGACAACGAUGCUCCAAACCGGAGAGGAAGCGGCCGCAGCCCUGCCCCUGCUUGUUAGGGUGAAGAACCCCGUUUUGAACUGUGUUGCCCCCCCCCCCCCUGCAGCCGUCCUUCAAAGGACUUCCUCCACAGAACAGCUGCUCAGAAUGUAUAAUGGAAACGGCACGGUUUGUGUCUACUGCUUUCACUCCUUAGACAGCUCCAGUGAACUUUGAACACACUGCACCAUUAUACUCUCCAUGGUCCUUAAUAUGUAGAGGAAGGGCCAGCGGAAGACUGAGGUCUGCUGAUAUUUCUUUUGCAGAGUUCGAAAGCUCCUCGAUUGAGAUUUUGAUGUUGGUUUUAAUUUUUGCAGCAUGCCAAACCCCAAAUUGUGUGGUUUUACCACAGAAAAAAAAGAGGAGAAUGGAGAAUUUUUUGAAGGACUGAAAAGCAUGCAGAAGAAGUCUGUUGUUGCAUAAAACUCAUAUGAUGAUGAAUAUACUGAGAAAAAUGUCACGCGCAGCACAAAACAGUAAGGUAGAAGCAUCUUAAAAAGGAAGCAUGAAUGGACAGGAUUUGAAAUGUGCAUUCCUCAAGCAAAGCGAUGUGAACGAGACCACCCAUCUGCUAAAAUGACUCUACUUUAAAAGCACCAUCACUGUUCACUGAUUAGCACCAAGCAACCCUUAAAAACAGUUUUGUUUUCUAUUUUCUACCACUGUUUCUACCAGCUUUCUUACUCUUAACUCAGUCCAUUCGUUGUCAGAUUGUUUGGGCUCACCCAGGUCUCAGAGCUGACCCUGUCAACAUGUGUCCUCCAGCUGCUGAGGCCCCACAGUGACCUGGUACUUCUAGAAUCCACUCUGACAAAGACGCUUGUUGAUGUGGACUGAGAAAAUCUCGCUUGGCCACAGAUGACUGAGUGGAAUACCACGGCAGCAGGGUUUCAGUUUAGGACUAAAGCCAGUGGGUCCCGUGUGCUGGAACCUGAGAUGUCCCCUCUCUCCGGUCUGCAAAUGCGUUCAGUCAUUGAUUUGUUUUAUUGAUGUUUGUCUUGUGUUACAGUCUGACAGAAAAUUUGGAAAUGCUCACAGGCUUCAAAAGAUUUUGUUGUAGCCUGCACAACUUUACUUGGUUAUGGAAAAGUGAUUUUUUUUUGUCAUUACAAAUCUUCAACUUCUUUAUUGCAUGGAUGAAAGAUACUGUCUUCACACGAGAAAUAUGUGUAACCAUAUUUAUAACAGAAUAGGGUAGAAGAUAACGAAUAACAGCAAAGGAGUUGCAUUUUUCUAUUUAUUGAGAGGUACCAGAUCACAGAUUUUUUUUAACAGUAGCUACUUUGAUGAAAAAUAAAUUGUUUUCACCUUUUUUCUGUUCUAUUGAAUCACACUGUAACUACAUUUUUUUCCUGGCUGCUAUUAUAAUGAGAAAGAUGUUUUAAAAAAAAAAAAAAGUGAAUUUCUGUGUUGUAUUACUAUUGGCUUAAGGCUGCUAUACUGUCGAUUUAACUUUUAAUUAACAGCUUAAACUGCCACAGAUUUACAGUAUAGUUCUUGAGAGCUGGAAACCAAAGUUAACUUGUAUUAAUCUUUAAUUUAAAAAAACAAACAAAAAAAGUAGCUUAAGGAGGAUACACGUUGCUUCACUUCACUGAGUCUAUUCAGUGAGGUUUUAUGAUCUCUCUGGGUUUGUCUAGUGUUACUGUACUAUAUCAGCUUAACUUUUGUCAGCUUUGUGCUCCAAUGAUGACUCAGUGCUUAUCUGUAAAAUGUUGACCUGCCAGAGUUAAACCUUGUCUCAGUUGUCCCACUCUCAUUACAGCAACUCACAGUCGUGUGAUAUUCCUAGUGAUGUGUGUGUAAGAGAGAAUCAGAAGGCUAUUUAUGAGCAGGAGUAGGAACAGUUCAACCGCAAUAUACUGUAAUUUUAUAUUCUCUGUGCAUAAUAUAUGAAUGUAGACGCCAUGGUUGCUACUGUUUCAUGUCUAUAAUCACAAACCUGUAGCACUUAAAAAAGUGAAUUGUGUUUCUGUUGUUUACUGCUAUAUCCACAAUAAGCUAGUGGGAUCAUAUUGUUCCUAAUAAACCAGAUUUCUCAAGCAGCUGCAGUCCAAGUUCACGUUGCGUCUGCUUUAAAAAAAAAUGUUUUUAUCGAUUCUCAGCUUUGUCUCCGUGCAUAUCCGCAAGACAGAAAGAAAAUAAGAGAAAUUGUCAGUGAAGAGCAGUGUAUCAACAGUGCUGUUUUGAUGAUCUGUGAUCUAUUCACAGCUGUGAAUUGUAUAUGUAAUCUUGGUUGUGUCAACGUGAGCGUCCUUGUGAAGGACUGUGAAAGCACAGCAGCAGCACCCCAUCAGACAUCAAAGCUGUCCCCAAACACUGCACUUGUCAGCCUCCCUCUUCUGCUCCAUGUGCUGUUAAACAUGAGUGCAAAAACCCAAAAUGCCCUGAGGCUAGUUUUUUUUUUUUUUACUGUUCUGAUCACACUUGUCUUCAAAGGCCACGGCACUCUUGCUGCUCGGUGGAAUUUGUGAAAAGCAUGAUGUAGUAAAACUAAUGUUGAAAGAGUUGAGUGGGUAUGGUAAAAUGAAGGGAGUGAAAGAAAGUGGUGUGUGUGUGUGUGUGUGUGUGUGUGUGUGCGCACACAUACAUCCCUGAGGAGACCAACAGGAAAGUUCAUUUGGGCUGGAGCCCCACGCAAAACCUCCUCUCGCUCCCUCACUCGCCAUGCAUAUAAAAUGCAGGACACGCUCUGAAGAGGAAUGUUAAAUCAAGCCAGAGACUUUCAAAAGAGAGUCCAGUGUGAGUGUGGAUGGUGAAUGUGUGUGUGUGUGUGUAAAGAAAGAGAUGGGCAGUAAGAAGAGGAAAGGGGGAGGGGGGGGCGGUGAGUGAAGCCCUCCUGCCUCUUCUGCUUUAGGGCUACACGGUGUAGAGGAGGCUUCCCCAGCACUGGAUAUCACAGGGGAGAUUGGGAGAUCAAAGCAGAUUGUCUGGAGUAAGUCUGGUCCAGUUAUACCCCUCAUUUGGAAGUCCAUCAGAUCCACUCACGGCACCUUUGCCUCAUUUAGAGGCAGCCUUUGCUGCAUUAAAAACUUCCUUCUGAAAUCUAGCAAUUUCCUUAAAAAGAGAUCAAAAAAAGCACCCCUCGCAAAUCAUUCAUCUCUCAUUGGAAUGCAAAUAUUCAAUGAGAAAGAGUUACUUAUUACACCAACUGUAGAAGCAGAUUUUUUUUAAGCCUUGAAGUCCUGCCUGAAAUGUGUGCUGCAGUGUCACCUUGUGGCUGCUUCACAAACAAUCCAGCAGGGUUUAAAACAUCAGGCAAUCACAGUGCCAAGAGUCUGCACAUUUCUACCUCAUCUACAGGAAAUGACAGCUGAUUUCACUGAGCAGAUCAUCUUCAAAUAUGGAGAAUGAACCAUCAGCUGCUGCAGCAUUCAGCUGAAAUAAAAACCAGCCUUUUCUCAGCACUCUCUGGCACAUGGUUGCCUAUCCCUGCUCUAAAAUAUCCUCAGGGCACCAUGCCAUGAAGAGAAAAAGGCUCCAGGCGGAAGGCUCAACUGCUUACAGCUUCGGUGAUGACUGUUCAAGCCGUCUGUGGUUAGUGAUAGUCUUCUUAGAAAUGUCUAAUGAAAGAAAAGCAUCUGAAUCUCACAGAAUAUGGUAAUCAGAAGGAAAGAAGACGUGGUGUAACUUCCAACUUCAAAUCAUGUCUGUGAUAACCCAUACAGACCAUUUGUUCAAAGCUUUAAAAAGUAAUGUUAAACUAUUUGUUUGAAUACUAAGUGAUAGUACUGAAGGUUACUGUAGUGCUGCACAUACCACAACACUGCUUUGUAAUAAUUUGUUUUGUGGUGUUGCUUUUUCAGGGUUUUUGCUGAUAUGAAAAUUAGGAAACUAUUGCAACACUGUUAUUUACUGUCGUCCAUCAUUAAAGAACAGUUGUACGUGU